Messenger RNA from Pelodiscus sinensis (Chinese soft-shelled turtle), 1167 nucleotides. RefSeq names its product olfactory receptor 52K2-like. Lineage: Eukaryota; Metazoa; Chordata; Testudines; Trionychidae. Gene Ontology annotation, molecular function: G protein-coupled receptor activity; olfactory receptor activity. Gene Ontology annotation, biological process: G protein-coupled receptor signaling pathway. The record is from RefSeq and is a predicted model, not a curated record. Gene Ontology annotation, cellular component: plasma membrane.
AUGGCUGCCACCCGGCAGACCAACCGCGACGUGGUGCGGGUCCGGGAAGCCCUCAGGCAUUUGUACGGGAAAUGUCACCAAAGACUCUGGCUACAUACAGGAAGUGACUGGAAUGCACAUUGCAUGCAGGAGACACUGUUCUACCUUAGAGUUGGACACCUUCCCUACUCCAUGACAGACAUCAACACAACCAACUUAAACAAUCCUUCUACCUUCAUUCUGGUGGGUAUUUCUGGACUGGAGAUGGCCCAUGUCUGGAUCUCUAUCCCCUUCUGCACUCUAUAUGUCAUAGCCGUCUUGGGGAACUUUACCAUCCUCUUCAUCGUGAAGACAGAGUCGAGCCUACAUAGACCCAUGUACUAUUUCCUCUGCAUGCUGGCCUUCACGAGCCUACAUAGGCCCAUGUACUAUUUCCUCUGCAUGCUGGCCUUCACGGACCUGGUCCUCUCUACAUCCACCCUGCCCAAAACUCUGGGCAUCUUCUGGUUCAAUGCCAGGGAGAUAUAUUUCAGUGCCUGCCUCACCCAGAUGUUCUUCAUUCACUGCUUCACAGUGGUGGAGUCUGGGAUCCUUGUGGCCAUGGUUUUUGAUCGCUACAUGGCCAUCUGCCAUCCCCUAAGAUAUUCCAGUGUCCUGACAAAUGGCAUGGUGGUCAAGAUUGGCCUGGCUGUGGUGCUGCGUGGUGGCAUGCUUAUACUACCGUAUCCCCUUCUGGCGAGGUGGUGGCCAUAUUGCAGAACCCAUGUCAUCGCUCACUCGUAUUGCAAGCACAUUUCUGUAGUAACUCUGGCCUGUGCCGACAUUCGUGUCAGUAGUUACUAUGGUCUCUCUGUGACAAUCUUUGUGAGUAGUCUAGAUGUGUUUUUCAUCACAGUGUCCUAUAUCCAGAUCCUCAGGGUCAUCUUCAGUCUCCGCACAAAGGACACCCGCCUCAAGACCUUUGGGACCUGCAGCUCCCACCUCUGUGCCAUCUUAAUCUUUUAUAUCCCAGAUGUUUUCUCCACCGUCAUGCACCGGUUACAUCACAAUGUGCCCCUGCAUGUCCUCAUUCUUAUUGCUAAUGUGCAUCUUCUUGUGGCCCCCAUGUUACACCCCAUCAUCUAUGGGGUGAGGACUACGCAAAUCCGGGACAAGUUGUUCAGGCUAUUUCCUCAUAAAAGGAACUAA